UGAGGCGGGGGCAGGUGUCACAGUGACAGCACCCUCCUCCAUCAAGUGGGGGGCAGGAAGAGGAAGCAGCUUAACUGCUACGUAACUCGAUGGACGGACGUGCUCACUUUCCAGUUUUCCUACUUCCUGUUGCUCAGAAGUGUCCUAGGAUCGGGGGUCCUGGCCAUGACGCUGCGGGGGGCUGGAGAGGCCGCAGAGGGUGUGCUCUGUGCCGGUCGUUCCUGAAGGAGAACCACGUUUACGGACAAAGGGCAAAGCAGAUCCAAGACCUGGCACGAACAUGGGACGGGGCAUGUAUGUCUCCUCGAUCGGCCACACGUCCCCAGCAGGGUCCCCGUUCCUUUGCUCCCACGCUGAGGCCUGGGAGUCGAAGUGCUAGGUGCGUCCUGGGGAGAGGCAAGGAAGGGGCCAAAACGGAGGGACUGCCCUGCGGGCCAGAAGCAGACCUGCGGGGAGAAGGUGCCCCUGACGGCCGGCUUGUUUCUCGUGGACACUGAUGUGCUCGCAGGCCAGGCAUGGUGGCGGGGAGAUUCUGGGGACCAGUGCCUGGGGAGAGGGAGCAGGAGGAGAACAGGGCUGGGACACAAAGGGGCUGGUGGUCCAGAGACUGCAGCCAAGGGGCUCAGGCAGGGCCGGUCAGGCCAGAUCAGGAGGGCGAGGCCCAGGACCGGAGUCUGGGGACUACUGAGGGGACAAAGCCUACUGAACAGGCGCCAUUGUUAUGAUCGCCUUUUAUGCCCAGUUACUCCCAGCAUGGAGGCCAGACCCUCGCUCAGCCCGGAGUGGCCCAGCAGCAGCUCAGGGGGAGCAGCGUGCCCCUCAUCUGCCCUCUUGUCUUCUUCUUUGCAGGAAAGCGUGGAUCUGGGAGAGAUCAUGUUCUCCCUCUGCUACCUGCCCACUGCGGGCAGGCUCACCCUCACGGUGAUCAAAUGUCGGAACCUCAAGGCGAUGGACAUCACGGGCUAUUCAGAUCCAUACGUCAAAGUGUCGCUGCUUUGUGACGGGCGCAGGCUGAAGAAGAAGAAAACCACCAUAAAGAAGAACACGCUCAAUCCCGUCUACAAUGAGGCCAUCAUCUUUGACAUUCCCCCGGAGAACAUGGAUCAAGUCAGCCUGCUCAUCUCCGUUAUGGAUUAUGACCGAGUGGGCCACAACGAGAUCAUCGGAGUCUGCCGCGUGGGGAUCAGCGCCGACGGCCUGGGCCGGGACCACUGGAACGAGAUGCUGGCGUACCCGCGGAAGCCCAUUGCGCACUGGCACUCCUUGGUGGAGGUAAAGAAAUCCUUCAAAGAGGCAACUCUGAUCCUAAAUGAUGACUGAGUCGGGGAGCCGGCAUCUUGUACCCCCUUUUCUGAUCUUGAAUCUGCGACAACCCGUCACAGUUACCAGGCGGGGCUGUCCACGCAAACUGGAAGGACGCGAUCGGCAGCGGCUGGGGUUGGGGGCGGGUGCAGGUAGCACGGAGAUGUUAGGACUUGGCCCCAGAAUCACUCUCUUUCGUGAUGAAUACAAGCUAAUUGAGCCAAAUAAUUGAUUCCAAAAUCCUAUUUCUUUAGUGAGUCCAACUCACUAGUCCAGACUACAAAAGAAAGAUAAAGUAGAAUCAAGCCUUUGAAAAUGAAUAUUUGAUGAGGCAGGAAAGGGAAAGGAACAGUAUAUGGAAAACGAAAAGAGAAAUAAAUUGAUUUACAUCCUUCGGGUUUACUUUUUUCUUGACUCGGAACAUCGGUCUCCCAGGACUGCCCCUCCCCCACUCACGAGCCGACCACUUUCUGCUCAGCUGAUCAUCUCUGCACGAAGAAGCCAAAAAUGACGUCCGUCUUGGCAAUCCAGGAUUUCAUCGGUUCGAACCCAUGUAAAAUUUGUAUCCACACCCUGAGCGCCCGCAGUUUAAGCACCUUUAUAAGCACGCAUCGAAAACCCGCCGGGCUGAUAUUGAGGGAACGUUCUUUGCGUUCACGGGACGCAUUGUGUCUGCGCGUCCCUCUCGGUCAUCCUCGGAGCUCACGCCCUGCCUUAUUUUGGGUCCUGCUCUGGACCUCGAGCGAGAGUCUUGCUCCCGUGGUUUGUUUCUCCUCUUUGUGGAACAUGGGGAGAAAUCUCGCUCUCCAGCUCCCGGGAGGGUAAACGCCGUCCGUCACAUUUGCACACACUCCGCAUUUGGAUCGCAUUUUUCUUAGAAGAGUUUCGAGCGCUGUGAUCGUUUCUUUUUUAUUAAUGAGAACAGAGGGCACCAUACUUGCUCGCUUGUUUGGGGGUUUUAAAUAAGGUCGAGGGGAACAAAUUAGCUGAUAGGUAUUUUUCCCUGCUGGGAUUUUUUUCCACGAAUACACAUUGAUUAAGCCACAGCGAGCCUCCUUCUCUGGCAGUGGCUGCGUUCAGUGCUGCUACCCAAUGCCGCGGGGUCAUCGCUGUCACCACACACAAAGCCCAGGCUGGCCAGCAACCUUCUCCGGCUCGGCCAAAUUCGGAUCAUCUGCCAGAGAUUUCAGAUCUCUGUUGGCAGGGGACCCAUUUCAGAACAAUGAAAGAUCUUACUGGAACGCAGCCACCCCUGAACGAUCACCUUCCUGUGUGCUGGGGCCGGUUCUCUGCUGUGUCAGAGCCACGUGAUAAGCCUCGCGGGAUCAUUCCCCUUCCCGCUGUCCAUGGACCCCAUCUCCUCCCUGUGUUUAGCUUCAUAGGAGAAAUCCGGGUUGGCAGGGGAGCCCGUGUGCCUUCUUCAUUUGUCCUGGAUCAACAAUUACGCUCCAUGUGCCUUCUCUUUGGGCUGUUAUAUAAGAAAGACAGGUACCCUGGGUAGCUAUUUCGUUUUUUUCUCCCCUGAAUGGACCUAUCAAUCAGGUUGUUUAAGUGGCAGGCUAACCCAGGGGAGAAGCCAGUAAUUAUAACGUACCUUUUACCAACAUUAAAGGUUGUAACAGAAAAAGUAGGACUUCUAAAACGAAGGUCUGGUAAACGAAAGCAAAUCGUGGUAUGUCACCUUCUGGUUAAGAAACGCUUGAGUCAGAAGUCAAAAUGGGCUCAACAA
Molecule: messenger RNA, 3031 nt
Organism: Pteropus alecto (black flying fox)
Lineage: Eukaryota; Metazoa; Chordata; Mammalia; Chiroptera; Pteropodidae
Product: synaptotagmin-6-like
Exons: 4
Coding region: 754-1320 (188 amino acids)
Biological process (GO): calcium-ion regulated exocytosis; regulation of dopamine secretion; cellular response to calcium ion
Cellular component (GO): membrane
Molecular function (GO): calcium-dependent phospholipid binding; phosphatidylserine binding; clathrin binding
Source: RefSeq, a predicted model, not a curated record